CUUGUUUUCUUAGUCGUGUUCUUUUUCUUUAUCAUUUCUACCAUUUAAUCUUCUCGUCUUGUUCUCCUUUGAACAAUCGUUGGGUACAUCCAUGGUGAACAAAACUAGUAACUCUACCUCCAAACACCAAAAACAACAUGGAGAAGCAGAAAAAGAUACUGUUGGAAGAACCUUGAAGAUCAAGAUUAAACAGUUGACAGAUCAAAUCAAUGUCAAGAGAGGAAAAUCGGUUAAAGAAAAAGUUGAAAGACAUUGGAAUAAUCUCAAGUCUUUGUUUUCAAUGGUCGAGUUAGAAAUAUCAAGGAGGGAGUCUUUGCAGACUAAGGAAAAAGUCAAUAUGCUUUCUUCAAGAAUUGGCAAGCCUUUAUCUAAGUUUAAUGGUUUCCCUAAAGAUAUGAUAGAGAAGGACCGCAUCAACAAUGCGGACUUAUCAUUGACAAAAACCAUUAGGAUUCCAAAAAAGGAAAAAAUACCACCAUAUACAUCUUGGGUAUAUGUGGUCAGAAAUGAAAGAAUGGCCAAAGAUCAAACAGUUCUUGGAAAAUACCAAAUGUAUUAUGAUAAAAAUAGAGGUGAAAUGAUGAUAUGUAGUGAUAGUGAAGAAGAGAUGGUAAAUCCCAAGGAUGUUAAACACGACUUCACUGAGGCUGAAGACCAAAUUCUAUGGACCACACUUGCGGAAUAUGGAUCUACUGAGGAGAUAUUUAGUAUUGUUAAAGAGAUUGUUAAGACAACUGAUUCACAAAUUCAGGAGAGGUAUGAAAUACUCAACAAAAAAAAUAUGAGGAGUCCAAGUCAGAAUUUUGAAGAUUGUCAUUGUAGAGGAUGUCAAAAUCAUCUUGGGAUAUGUUUGGAAGAAAACUUGAAUGUUAUUUUAGAACCUUUUGAUAAUUUUUUUUGUCGCCGAUGUUUGAUCUUUGAUUGUUCUGUGCAUGGCAUUUAUCAACCUUUAAUAUAUCAUAGUGAAAAACAAUCAAUUUGGUCUGAACUUGAAGGUGACAAGAAACCAUGCAGCAAGCAGUGUUACAUUAUGUUAAAAGAUGUUAAUAUUUUGUCAAAAAAUACAUCUCAAAGGUAUUUUCGAGAUAAAAUAAUUACACCAAUGGAAGAGGACCCGACAUUACCUCAUGACGAGCCUCAAGAUUCUUCUAAAAGGUUGAGAACCCCAAAUGAUAUAAUCACUGAAAUUGACCUUCGUUGCAUGGAACUCAAUUUGGAUGCUAAUGAUGAAGAAAACCACACAACAUAUGGUGCAUCUUUGAAAAGUCUUAACGAACAUUCUUCAGGGAAAUCAACAGUUUUUUAUAACUAUAGCCACGAUGAGCAAGGCAAAGGAGUUAUGGAUGGAGAAAAAGAUCUCACAAAUGAGAUAGAAUUUAACCAAUUGUCCAUUUCAAGGGAAGUGCAAGCUUAUGAGAUGACAAAUGAGUCAAAUUGGAGACCUCUAGAGAGAGAUUUGUAUUUGAAGGGGGUAGAAAUGUUUGGAAAAAAUAGUUGCCUUAUAGCCUUUAACUUACUUCAUGGUUUGAAGACUUGCAUAGAAGUAACUAAAUACAUGUCUGCUUGUGACGAGACAAUAACCCAUGGAUCCAUACCAAGUUCAACCGUGGACAAAAAGGAAAAGAUCAAUGCAGAGUUCACAGACCAAGAAAUGGCUUCAAGAUCACGGUCGCAACGAAAAAAGGGCAAACCAAGAAAGUUUAAUUAUUCUCGAAAAUCUGCUGGCCUUCCACCUAGAUGGAGAAAAAUUGCUUAUGGGCAAAAUCAAUAUAAUAAGCAAUAUACUCCUUGUGGGUGUCAGGGAAUGUGUGGAAAGGAAUGUCCUUGUCUUCUUCAUGGAACUUGCUGUGAAAAAUAUUGUGGGUGUUCAAAGCUUUGCAACAACCGAUUUAGAGGAUGUCGUUGUGCUAAGAGUCAAUGCAGAAGUCGACAAUGCCCAUGUUUUGCAGCCAACCGCGAAUGUGACCCAGAUGUUUGUCGAAAUUGUUGGGUUAGUUGUGGCGAUGGUUCAUUAGGGGAGCCACCUCGAUGUGGAGAUGGAAAAUGUGGAAAUAUGAAUCUUCUUCUAGGGCUAAAAGAGAGGAUUCUUUUGGCAAAGUCAGAUGUUAUAGGAUGGGGAGCUUUCGCAAAGAACCCGAUUAACAAGAAUGUGUGCCUAGGAGAAUACACGGGUGAACUGAUCACUCCUAAAGAAGCAGAAAAACGUGGAAAAUUAUAUGAUCGCAUAAACACUUCAUUCCUUUUCAACCUUAAUGAUCGGUGGGUUAUUGAUUCUUGUCGCUUGGGAGACAAGUUAAAAUUUGCAAACCAUUCAUCAAAACCCAACUGCUAUGCAAAGGUGAUGCUUGUUGGAGGAGAACAUCGAGUUGGCAUAUUUUCCAAGGAAAACAUUGAAGCAGGUGAAGAGAUUUUCUAUGAUUAUUGGUAUGAUCUAGAUUGUGCUCCACAAUGGGCUCUUCCACCUGAUGAGGUUUCUAAGAAAGAUGAAUCGAUUGUUUCUCAAGGCAGGGCAAAGAAAAACCAAUCUCAUUGUUGAGUCUUAGCUAAGGAACUAGGGUUUAUGAUUGAUGAUAUCUUUUCUCAAAAAAUGAAAAUUUGACAUCCUAUGGAGAAUAGCCAAAAGCAUAUGCCAUAAGAAUGCAUUUAGCCUAAAAAUUGUGAACCAAAGUAUGAGUUUGUUGUCGUUGUUGUAAUCAUGUUUAUUUUUCUAUUUACUUAAUGCUAAUUUUGGAAAUUUUCAUUAAUGUCAUUAAUCAAAUUGUAAGAAAUGUACAA
Glycine soja is the source of this 2775-nucleotide messenger RNA. RefSeq names its product histone-lysine N-methyltransferase EZA1-like. NCBI's taxonomy places the organism in Eukaryota, Viridiplantae, Streptophyta, Magnoliopsida, Fabales, Fabaceae. Gene Ontology annotation, molecular function: histone methyltransferase activity; protein binding. The record is from RefSeq and is a predicted model, not a curated record. The transcript is spliced from 17 exons. The coding region runs from base 92 to 2536 and encodes 814 amino acids. Gene Ontology annotation, cellular component: PcG protein complex. Gene Ontology annotation, biological process: chromatin remodeling.